GCAGUUUACUGCAAUGGAUGCUACUUCCGGGACGAGUCGGCUCAAUCUCACGUGGUGUUGGAGCUGCAUUUGGUAUUGCUUCAACAGCACUUUGUGCUGCUGGCUUAAUACAUUGUAUAUAUGUUUGGUGUACAACUAGCAACAAAGAAAUCCAGGAAAGCUAUAUGAACGGCAAUUUGUCAACGUUGAGCAGGCUCUAUAGUACCACACAAGGACUUUGUUAGGA
Messenger RNA from Gongylonema pulchrum, 226 nucleotides. The record is from the annotation of a GenBank genome assembly. NCBI's taxonomy places the organism in Eukaryota, Metazoa, Nematoda, Chromadorea, Rhabditida, Gongylonematidae.